AGCUGCGCACGAGGCCAGCGGCGGGGUCGGUGCCGUUGAGGGUUCCCGCCACUGCUGCUGGCGGAUUUGCGGGGCAAAAUUUCUCGCUGGCUGGCCUUCUUUUCCCUCCCGCACUUUGGUGGGGAGGGGGUGGAUCCUCGUUUCGGUGCCCAAGUUCACGAUGACCCGAGAGAACUCGAGGAAGUUGUCGCCGCGGCCAUUUCCCCCAGUGCCGCAACUUGCUGGCCUUGGAGGGGGAGGAGCGCCGAGGCAGUGACUGCGACGGUUAGCCCGCCCGUUCCUGCUGUCUUCCUUUGCAAAAUAGAUGCUAGAUCUCGAGGUUGACUCAAGGGGAGGAGCCAGUGAGGGCACAUUGCUUUGGAGGAGAAGUUUAAUAAACUCUCUAGUGCUGGAAGUUUUAGCAAACGGAGGAGACUUCAGACCCGACAACAGUCCCCUUCUAGGUGCUUCCGUAACACGUGCGGAAUUUAUUGCUAGUUAGAAUUUGAGGCUUUCUUUGUUGUUUAACUCAAUGCAUCACUAAUUGUUAAUAAUGAACUUAGAUGUUGCCUCUACCUGAGCCUUGCUAUUGCUAACAUUAAAAUAUUUUGUAGGCCUGGCGCGGUGGCUCACGCCUGUAAUCCCAACACAUUGGGAAGCUGAGGCGAGCGGAUCACGAGGUCAGGAGAUCGAGACCAUCCUGUCCAACAUGCAAACAUCAGACCAGAUGCAAACAGAUUCAUUAUCUCCAUCCCCUAAUCCUGUGUCGCCUGUGCCUUUGAAUAACCCAACAAGUGCCCCAAGAUAUGGAACAGUGAUCCCUAAUCGCAUCUUUGUAGGAGGAAUUGACUUUAAGACAAAUGAAAGUGAUUUAAGAAAAUUUUUUUCCCAGUAUGGGUCUGUGAAAGAAGUGAAGAUUGUAAAUGACAGAGCUGGAGUAUCCAAAGGGUAUGGUUUCGUCACUUUUGAAACACAAGAAGAUGCACAAAAAAUUUUACAAGAGGCUGAAAAACUUAAUUACAAGGAUAAGAAGCUGAACAUUGGUCCAGCAAUAAGAAAACAACAAGUAGGGAUCCCUCGUUCUAGUAUAAUGCCAGCAGCUGGAACAAUGUAUCUAACAACUUCAACUGGAUAUCCUUAUACUUACCAUAAUGGCGUUGCUUAUUUUCAUACUCCAGAAGUAACUUCUGUCCCACCACCUUGGUCUUCACGUUCUGUAUGUAGCUCCCCUGUGAUGGUAGCUCAGCCCAUUUAUCAGCAACCUGCAUAUCACUACCAGGCCACCACACAGUAUUUACCAGGACAGUGGCAGUGGAGUGUUCCUCAGCCUCCUGCCUCUUCUGCUCCCUUCUUAUACCUGCAACCUUCUGAGGUUAUUUAUCAACCAGUGGAAAUUGCACAGGAUGGUGGAUGUGUUCCUCCUCCACUGUCUCUGAUGGAAACUUCAGUUCCAGAGCCUUAUUCUGACCAUGGAGUUCAAGCAACAUAUCACCAGGUUUAUGCUCCAAGUGCCAUCAGUAUGCCUGCGCCUGUGAUGCAGCCUGAACCAAUUAAAACAGUGUGGAGCAUUCAUUAUUAAGACAAUUGGGCAGCUCUAGUCCAGCUCAACUGAUUUCUUGUCCAAUGAUCCUUGUGUGGCCGAGAUCCAGCUUCAACGAACCAGCUAGAAGCUGCCCGUUGUGAAACUUAGUGCUAGUUAAUACCUCACCAUACUCAGUUAUUCCACUAUAAGCUGUCUAAAUUUGAUGAAAUUUGCUUUUUCAGCUGUUCUACAAAAUUAUUUAGGUAGAUGUGGCAUGUUGGUUUUUUAUGUGCUAAUCUAACUGUAAUGACUUUUUCUACAACAUGUUUUAUCCAUUCCAUAAAUAAUAACCUCAUUGGGAAUAGUGAGGUGUCUUUUAUUUUCUCUGCUUUGUGUUAUUUUUUCUUAUCAAACUAUUAGAUGUUAUGUUUCAUAUUAUUUGAUAUUUAUUUUCAUAUUUAGGAUAAGAAUCAUUUUUAAUUAUAAUACUUUUAAUACUUUCAUAUAUUUUACAACAGUAUACUAUUUAAUCUUAAUGACUUAAUUCUAUUUUUGCUUUGCUGUUUUGUCAUUUAAUAUGCUUUUGUCUAAUUUUUCAUUCAGUUGUUACUGUUACUCCUUAUUUAAUUUUGCAUCUGCCAUGGUUUUCAGAAUCUGAAUAGUAUUUAUACUUCUUUUUUUAUAACAUUUUCCAAAUAUUAGAAAUACCAUCAACAUGAUCAAUAUUCUUGCCUUUUCAUGUAAUUUGACCAUAUUAAAUUUUUUCUUCAAUGUUUGAGACAACAUUGAAAUAUUCCUAUAACAUAACUUAUUUGGUAUCAAAUUUUAUAAAAUAUGGAUCCACCUUUGGAAUUUUGAUAAAAGAAGGGUUCAUCUCUGACAUGAUCCCAUAACAUUGACUGAAAUUCCACCAAAUUAAUGUUCUUUGAAUGCUUUAAUCCUUAAACCUUUUCUUCUUAUAUGCAACCAAUAUAUUCAAUUAUAUAUAUGAUUAAUUUUUAAAAGGACAAUUGUUUUCAUAAAAUGCAAAACUAUUUUUACACCAAAGGAAAAUUUUAGAUCCUGAUUCUAAAUCCAAUUUUUACUAUGAAAUUGGAAAAUAGAUGGGAUGGGGAGUCAUUCAUUGUUCAAAAGGUACAGAACAAAUCAUAGGGGUUUUUAAUCUCUAAAAUUUCUACAGUAGUACAGGAAAUAUUCCUCUUUACAUUCAUUUGCAGUUCUUUCACUGACCUCCUAAUUUUAGGUGGAGGGGGCAGGCGAGCCAUAAAAGUUGGUAUUCCCCUGAUAAAUCUAUCUCUUUCCUCUCCUGUUUCAACCCCAAAUGUAUUUCAUGCUCAGCAGCAGAAGAAGAAAUAAUAGGAUAUGGAUCACAAAGGUUUUUCUGGUGAGUCAAACAGGGUGUUUUCUUUUGAAACCGUAAUGAAUAUGUUUGCCGUCAAAUGGUUUCAUGAGAACAGUAGAACCUUAUGAAUGUAUACUAGCAUACAAGGAUCUCAAGUACAUUAAUUAUUCUCAGUUUUAGGAAUGUAAAUAGAUUAAGUCCCACAAUGAAAUUUCAAAACUUUUUGUUCUGUAAGUAAAAAAUUACUAACCACUGAUGUUCAAGAUUUUCUUUUAAUAGCACUAUCCUUGAGAACCAAAAAGUUUAUGUUUUGAUUUUCAAAUGUUAAACAAGAUGCUAAACAAAUCCUGGACUGUUAAUAAAAAUUAAUGGUGUAUUAUUAGA
This is a messenger RNA of Rhinopithecus roxellana (golden snub-nosed monkey), 3227 nucleotides long. It is a transcript of the gene BOLL, whose product is annotated as boule homolog, RNA binding protein. NCBI's taxonomy places the organism in Eukaryota, Metazoa, Chordata, Mammalia, Primates, Cercopithecidae. The record is from RefSeq and is a predicted model, not a curated record. The transcript is spliced from 11 exons. Gene Ontology annotation, molecular function: protein binding; RNA binding. Bases 689 to 1558 code for a protein of 289 amino acids.